CAGACAGGCUACUGUGUGUCACUAUCGGCACAACGAAGUCCAAUUAUUGGCACUACGACAACAACAGACGAUCUGGCUGACAACUUCGGCUGCACAAACCAUUUCAGUUUGUUUUCAUGAGUUUUUGUUUUUGUUAUCUGCCUUCAUGGGACAACUGUUAGGUUGCGUGACAAGGGAAACAUCAAACGAAAUCCUAGGAAGAGCGAACAAGAUGUCACAACCCAGCACAACUUCUGAAGCAGCCAACGCCACGGACCGUCAUGAGGAGGCCCUCCUGCUGCCGGACCUGCCCUACUUGCCGUUGCUCAGGGUGCUGUCCUUCCUGCCCUCCAGCGACCUGAUGGCCGUCGGCCGCACCUGCCUGCGGCUCGCCGCGCUCACGCGGGCACACCCGUGGCUAUGGCGCCACUUCAACUAUGUCUCCCUCAAGAGCAACGAAGAAGUCUGGGAGCUUUUGAGGGUGGCUCCUCCCGUAGAGUGGUUGGAGCUUCUUUGGGAUACCAUUUGCUUUGACCCACCCUCUUAUGUCGUACAGCCCUCCGUCCUCGUCGGCAACACCUACGCCCCCUGCCGAUCUUUGUGUAUAAGUAUGUGGAUGGGUAAUUUCAUUGAUACUAGCGCCCUCAGGGUGAUGGCUCCGAUGGUGAGGCGUCUCGAUUUCAGAGGCGUCGUGCCACUGGACUUGAUUUUAAACGCCCUGCGGGCCGUUUUCUGGAGCGCCCUGGAACAUCUAGAACUGCGACCUCUCAGUGGUCCACAACUAGGACCGUGGAUGCAGGAGGUGUUGCUGCCCAGGAUGCACACCGUGACCUUCGAAGCAACCGUCGAAUGUCUCGAAGUCUUCGGCUCGCUUCUACGAGCGCACAGAGGACAGCUGCGCUGCGUGCGGAUAUUUCGGGGAGAACUUCUACCGCUCGUCAACGACUGCCCCAGUGACCUCAACCGGCUGGAAGUAGCACUACAGGGUGGAGAGGAUACUGCGGGUCUGCGGGGGAUGCAUGGGCUGAAGGAGCUCAGUAUCACAUGCGAGCACGAGGAUAUAAGUCGGACAACUUUAAUGAAGAACAGCGAUGGACGAAUGCCGCACCACGGAGAGCGGGUAAAAAGUGGUUCUGCUCAUUGCUCAUUACGAUACAUAAAACUAAAAAUACAAAGCACCGAAAGUCAAAGUGAAUCUGACGUUCACAAAUCUCAGAAAAACAGUAUGCUUACACUAAAGGCACAAAUGGAUGCAAUUUAUGUAAUGACACAAAUUGUACAGGAAAAAAAAGGUCUUGAUCAAAUUAUUACAAAAACUGAGGAGAUAACUGAACCACAGAUCUAA
Molecule: messenger RNA, 1324 nt
Organism: Frankliniella occidentalis (western flower thrips)
Lineage: Eukaryota; Metazoa; Arthropoda; Insecta; Thysanoptera; Thripidae
Exons: 8
Coding region: 146-1324 (392 amino acids)
Molecular function (GO): protein binding
Source: RefSeq, a predicted model, not a curated record